Messenger RNA from Paracoccidioides brasiliensis Pb18, 711 nucleotides. RefSeq lists its product as uncharacterized. The coding region runs from base 1 to 711 and encodes 236 amino acids. Gene Ontology annotation, cellular component: mitochondrion. The transcript has a single exon. Gene Ontology annotation, molecular function: ubiquinone binding. Gene Ontology annotation, biological process: ubiquinone biosynthetic process; cellular respiration. The record is from RefSeq and is a predicted model, not a curated record.
AUGCGCCCACCAGGUCCCCUCCUGCGCCUGCUCCUCCCUUCCCUCGCCAUCUCCAAACCCACCCCGCGGCGCACCGGCACCAUAACAAAACCGCCCUUCCACAACUUCCAUCUCCCAACCUUCGCGACCGCCUUCUCCCCACCGCCGCCCCAAACUCUAACGGCCGCCCGGAACCUCCCCUUCCCCCCGGAACCUCUCUUCCGCACAAUCUCAGACAUCGACUCGUACGCUCGCUUUCUGCCAUUCCUCACCGCAUCGACAGUGACCGCCCGCGACGGAGAGACCGGACACCCCACCAGCGCAUUCUUGACGGUCGGAUAUGGCCCGUUGAGCGAGACGUUUGUGUCGCGGGUGGAGUGUGACGGGGAGCGGUGGACAGUGGGUGCAAGGAGUGGGCGGCAUGGGACAGGGAAAGGGAGCGGGAGCGGGAGCGGGAGCGGGAACGGGAACGGGAACGGUGGGGAUGGUGGGGAUGGUGGGUUGUUUGAAUAUUUGGAUACGUUGUGGAAGCUCCAGCCACUGAAGCCGAGGGAUAAUGGUCAUGUCAUGAUGGGGGGCGGGAGGGAGGAGACGAAGGUUGUGUUGGAGGUCAGGUUUCAGUUUCGGAGUGCGAUGCAUGCGGCUAUGAUGGGGGCGGUGGAGAGUCAGGUGGCGGGCAUGAUGAUUGAGGCGUUCGAGAAAAGGGUGAGGGAGUUGGAUAUGGCGAAGUAG